UGAGAAUCGGACAGUAAUGUGAAUUUUCGAAUAAAAAAGAAUAAACAGUUGAAAUAUUAAGCGUUAAAAAGACGGUCGUGCAUAGGCAGGAGCGCAGUUUUAAAAUUAACGUGUGAAUUAUAGAGAAGCGACCGCAAAAAAGAGAAAGAGAGAAAGAGAAAUGUGUGCGCGCGCUUAUCUAUUGCCUUGCUUACUCACUUCGCAAUCCAAAAUCAGAGAGAAUUGAGUCGGUUGACGAGAAGAGUAGCGUAGUUGUGAACGCAGUCAUUAGAACGCAGUUGAGAACGCAAUAGGAAAAUUGUGUGUGCUCUGACUGUCGCACCGGGUGUGUGUGAACUUUAAAUGGAGAAAAUAUAUUUUUAAUUUAUCCCGUGUCGUGUGUGUCGUUUCGUGGACACAUUUAUUCAUUGUGUGUACAGCAGUUACUCAUCAUACACAAAAUAUCAUAUAGUUCGAAGCAAAAAAAGAAGAAAACCAAAACUGCAUUCGCUGUGCACACAACGUAAUAAGAAGAAAGUUGAUCUUUUUUCCGCUGCAUAAAUUCUUUUAUUUUGAUAAAUUGCACGCAGUUUGUCAUCAAUCUUUUUUGAAAGCAAAAGAAGUGAGUGAAAAAACGGUUGUGUGCGUGUUCAUGUGAAUCUUUCUUCGCCGUAACAAAAAAAAAGUGCAUGUGAUUUUGAUAGAAACGGACAGUGCGCUGUGGCUAUUUCUUUCACAUAAAAAAAAAUUUGCCGAAGAGAAGAAAGAACGAAAUAAAAGUCAAACAACACAAGAUAUUUUCAAUUUUUUUUUGUUCCUUUGUUUGCCUGACUUGCGAAAUUCUCGCGAACCAAAAUUGGUGUGAAUGCCAACAACGUUUUGCGACGAUACAGUUUUAUAUAUAUUAAGUAAGAAGCCAGCGACGACCAAAACAUUUUUUGAAUUAGUCAUCCUCAUCAGGAAAGUGAAAGCGAGCACUUAUUUUUAAUAUAUAUAUAUAUUUAGGCGUACAAUGAGCUCGAAGCAACAACAACAAACGAAGGCACCGACCACAGAUAAAAAUGUGGUCGAGACAGCCGAUGCAACCAUUGACGAUGAUAAUAAGAGUGAUAGCGAGUACGAGUACGAAUACGAAGAAAUCGAGGUUGAAGUCGACGAUGAUUAUGAAGAAGAAACGGGAAGCAAGGUGAUGAUUUCUGAAGUCGAGACAAUUGUGCCGAAGGAGGAAAAGAAACCUCAGGAGACGCUUGUCUUGAAAUCGGAUGGUACGACACAGAAAUUGAUUCAAAAAUCAAAGAUUUCACGAACGUCAGUGAGUCAGGAUAAACAAGUGAAGACAAUUGUUAAUCAAGAGAGACAGAUGAAACAGGAAAAAAAAACAAAAGUGGAAAAAGUUGAGAAAAUGGAUAUGGUCAACGAUGCGGAAAAGCAAGAAUUGAGUGAUAAACCACGACUGGGUCGAGCAUUGACGAGUCAAGAAGAAUCAAUUUUGUUGCCGCUGCUCCAAGGAUUGUUGGCUGCAAAUGGAAACGAUUCACCAAAGGCAAAACCAGAGAAUUCAUCAUCGCAGAAUAAAGAACCAUCCACGAGCAACAAGAAUAGUCGAUCCAAUUCGCUUGUCAAGAAAAACGAAAACAGUGAAUUGGCAGAAGGAUCUAAUAUUCUUGUUGAAUUAUCGACAGCAUUGAAUAGAUUACAAAAUACAUUGUUAGAGGAAAAAGAAGUGGUAACCGAUACACGGAAACGGAAUACAAUUUUAACGCUUGUUGCGUGGUUAAAACGUGUCUUACAAACGUCGACCACCGACAAUACUGAAGCGCAGCUGUUUUCACUUAGUGAAAUGUUGCCAACCGAAUUAUUGCUAAGCAAACUCAUGCCACAGCUCACCAAUGGCAAUGAUAAUGAAAAAGAUGGACCACAGCAAGACAAUCGCUCCCCGUCAUCGAAACGUUUUUCACGACAGAAAAACAAUCGCUUUAAUACGGUUGGUGUGAGCAAAGAAGAAUUGGCCGAUGCUCGAUUGUAUUUGCAAAAGAAACUUUUAUCGGAAAAUCUUGCAACGUCCGCCUCGAAAGUGGUGCAUGAAAAAGAGCAACAAGCAAUUCUCGAUGAUGAUGAUGAUAGUCGACGAAAAUCAUUGAACCUGACCUAUUCGAAUGAUUUGGAUAAAGAUAUUCGCAGCAUUUUUCGUGAGAGUAAAAACUCAUUUUCAAAAUCGAUUGAUCUUGUGCCAUCGCCAGAUGAUGUGAAUCUGAAACAUGUGUUCCCAGUAACACGAAUUGAACAAACGAAAACGUCUCCGUCGGCACCAACAACAACAUCAGCCACACGAAUUGAGCAAACGAAGUCGGUAUUCCGACGCAAAUCGAAUCCAAAUUUAAAUAACGCCACAACCGAUUCAGACGACGACGAACCAAAUAACCGAAAAUCAAACGGUUCAAUUACCAAUUCAACCAAAUCUAUGAACAAAUUUGCAUUACGUAAAAUAAAAAUGAAACGGGCCAAUACAAUUGAUAUACCAAAAGAGCAAUUGGCCGAAUUGAAUUUGAAUCACAAUUUCUCCGAUUCGGUACAACAAAAUAACUACGCACAUGAUAAAACAGUGAAUGAUAUUCGUCAAAAUAUUACGUCGAAUGUUAACAAUGAGCUGGAUAAAAAUCAUUUGCCCGAAUUUCAAGUGAAAUCAUCGAAUGAUAAAAAGUUUAUGGCAUUUUUGAAUAAGAAUUCAGAUGAAAAUCAUAGCAGCUAUGUGAAUCCGUUGAAAACAGCAUUGCCCGUGCAAAAAGCCAAUUGGACUAAUAAAUUUGGCAAUUUGAAAAACUCAUUCGAACACAACGAUGCACCACAAUUGCCUGUGUCGCCGAAAUUGAGCAAAAAGAAUAGCUUUACACAUGCACCCACAUCGCCGUUUAAAGUGGUUCAAAGUAAUAAACCACCACAAGUACCAAAUGGCGUUCAUCAUCAUCAGUAUAACAGUCAUAGUGUGCACAAUAAAGUUGCCGCCUUUCAAGCACUCGAUAACAAAGGACAGCCGCCGCUAGCAAAUCCGAAACCACAACUUCGCACCCAUCAAUCGGUACCAUCAUAUCCAACCGAAGAUAAAACGUUUUCAAUGUACCGUGAUCCAAAUGUACAUGUAAAGCCAAACGAAUGGCAACAAAAUAAAUACGCAUCGGUCGAUAGUUACAUCCAAAAUAAUACCGUCUCGCCAAAAAUAUCGCAAACAUCAUACAAUCCACUCUAUGUGCCAUUGAACAAACAAUCGCCAUUAAGUCCGACAUCACCACAAUCAAAUCAAAUAACACCGAAACCAAUGAUUACAGCAUCACCAAGUGAUUUUCCAACGUAUACAUACACCUCCACUGAUUACACGCAACCAACGUGCGUAUCAACAUUUGGACCGGAAUCGGUUGUAUCGCCAAUUCAGAAUGUUACUUCGCCGGUGAUCAAAAAUACAUCGCCAGUAAUUAAAACCACCAUUUUGCCGGAUACAAGUUAUUUAAAAUCAAAAUCACCGACCAAAAGUAUGCCACCACUGUUGGGCUCAUCGAGAUUGUCCAAACAAAUGAAAACAGUGGAUUUGUACAGUUCCAAUGAAUAUCUCUCUGAACCGAACACCUAUUAUCGGUCACCGCAACCAUUUUCACCGACCUACGAUUACAGCUAUCCAAUGAGUAAUCACGAUUCGCGACGUAGUUCUGGUGAAUUUAUGGCAACAUCACAAAUUAUGAAAUAUCCACAAUGUCAAACGGCAACCGUUGUGAAUAAAGUCACCACGCGAUACGAAGAUGAAAAACAAGCGGCUAAUUUACGAGCAUUCUUGACAAAUAAUCGCAAUGAAAAACGUAAAUCGGAAUACAGUGAAAAAUCAUCAGUGUCACCAUUGUCCGAACCGAACUUUAGCCAUGUUAAUGAAACCUAUGUACCGCCUAUGGAUCCCGGAAUACGCAUAAAAGCGAAUAAUAACUUUGUUUCGAUGGAAAAUAUUGGCUCUACACAGUUUGUAACACCAGAACAAGGAGCACCGAUUCGAUUGCGUAAUAAUACAUCUUAUUAUGGGUCACACAAUCUUCUGGUUUCAAAUCAAAAUGAAUUCAUACCGCCAAAAACACAACAACAAUUUCUGAGUAAAUUUGAUUCAAGCAAAACGAUUGACAAAUCGAAGUCGAUUGCGGCUCCGGUCCGAUUGAAUAGCUAUGGUGGGCAAUAUAUCCAACCGAAGGUUGAACAACAACUAGAUUUUAGUAAGCCCACGUACGGUAGAAAGCCCACGAAUGACAUUCAAAAUAAUGUGGUUAAUAAUAACAUAACGAAUCUGAGCCGAAGUAAUACCACCACACAUCAACGCGUUGCAAACUAUGAAGUUAAACGAAAACAAUCGCUUCCUGCACAAAAUUCCGAUUUCUUUGAGUCUGAAUUUGAUCAAUAUCAAAAUGCACAAAGUAGUAGUACUUAUUUACCAUUUGGUGCAUUGAAAAAAUCUAAAUCAACACAUACAUUGGCGUUGCUAAAACAAUUUGAAGAUAAAACGAAAACAGAAGAGGUUCCAUUGCCAUCGUAUAUUCGAAGACCAACGUUUGAGGUGCCCGAAACGAAACCGAUUGAAAUGAAACCCAAGUCAAUUAUUAAGAAAACACCGAAAAUUGAAGAUGCAAUACCGAUGCAAUCGCUUCCAAAACUAGUUCAACAACCGUCGAAGCCAAUUCAAUCAGUGUCAACACCGGCACCGCCCAUUCGAUCAAAGAGUCCACCACAAAUUGCACCAAUUUUACGAAAAAGUCCGCCAAAACUUGAACCGAUUGUAGCAAAGAGCACACCCCAGGUUCGACCAAGAACUCCAUCGCCACCGCCGCCUCCGAUUCGAAAGACUCCACCAAAGAGUGCUGUGGUUCGUCCUCCGCAAAAACUUCAAGCGCCCGAAAUUACCGAAACUCCAUCGUCACCACUUGUUGAAGAUGGUCAUAUCAUAUAUCCGGGUCAAACGGCCGAAACAAAGCGUCGUGUUCAACAUUAUGCACAAACACUCAACGCGAUGCUAAAUCGCAAAUCGAUUGUUAUGGAAGACGACGAGGAGGAGGUUAGUGAUAAAAAAGAAUCACCAAAGGGUGGUGUACAACGAUCAAAAUCUGGUACACUAUUGACCGUGCCAAAGCAAUACGAAAGUGCCAUUAAACGUUCAGAAGUUUUGGAAAAAGAACGAACUGUUGCUGCAUAUUUUGCGGGCAAUAAAUCACCGCAAGGUUUACAGCGUUCAUCAUCACAACACAGUGUACAAUCGUCGACGUCGGUGCGAACAGUUGAAGAGCAAAAAUCAAAUACCGUUUCACCCAUGGAAACGAACAAAGAUUCAAAAUUAACGGAAUUACGAGAAACAAGCAGUCGAACUACAACAACAACCACAAAAUCGGCGCAUCAUUUGAAAAUUUUGCGUAAUAACUUUAAUCAAAUUUAG
Molecule: messenger RNA, 5431 nt
Organism: Contarinia nasturtii (swede midge)
Lineage: Eukaryota; Metazoa; Arthropoda; Insecta; Diptera; Cecidomyiidae
Exons: 6
Coding region: 992-5431 (1479 amino acids)
Source: RefSeq, a predicted model, not a curated record